Molecule: messenger RNA, 1161 nt
Organism: Nymphalis io (European peacock)
Lineage: Eukaryota; Metazoa; Arthropoda; Insecta; Lepidoptera; Nymphalidae
Product: glutamine synthetase 2 cytoplasmic-like
Exons: 8
Coding region: 45-1133 (362 amino acids)
Cellular component (GO): cytoplasm
Molecular function (GO): glutamine synthetase activity
Source: RefSeq, a predicted model, not a curated record
UUGUAAGUUUCAUUACCAAUUCUAAAUCAAAAUCAAGUGUCAAGAUGAAUUCAAUUCCUAUUGCAUUGAAUAAAGCAGCAAUGCGAAAGUACGAAGACCUCGAAAUACCUUGUGAAACUAUUCUUGUUGCUUAUGUUUGGGUCGACGGCACUGGAAUUAAUUUACGCUCAAAGGAUAGGACUUUCGAUUUCGUGCCCAAAACAAACAAAGACUUACCCAUUUGGUACUUUGACGGGAGCAAUACGUUCCAAGCCAGCUCAGACAACUCUGACACGUACAUCUUCCCAGAAGUGAUAUAUCACGAUCCGUUUCGACGCGGAAGCCAUUUACUGGUUUUGGCAGACACUUAUCAGUACAAUUACCAGCCAACCGCUUCCAAUCAUCGAAAGAAUUGCACGUUAGUAUGUGAAAAGGGUGAAGUAGAAGAGCCAUGGUUUGGUUUCAACCAGGAGUUUUUCUUAACGACAACAGAUAACAGACCACUGGGCUGGCCACCGGGAGGCUUUCCUGCCCCACCUGGUCCGUACUAUUGCGCAAUCGGUGCUAACAAAAUAGUUGCUCGGGAUCUAAUGGAGUCCUUCUGUAGGUGUUGUCUGUAUGCGGGCGUGCGAAUAAACGGCAUUAACCCUGGAACCACUCCUUCUCAAUGGAAUUUUCAGGUUGGACCAAGUCCAGGGAUCAAAGCGGCUGAUGAUUUAUGGAUGGCUCGUUAUAUCCUCAGUCGGCUUGCUGAGGAGUACGGAACUGUUGCUUCAUUUGAACCACAACCGAUACCCGACUGGCCUGGUAAUGGUACAUUUGUGUACUUUUCUACCAAGGAUAUGAGAGAAGAGGACGGAAUUUUAGUUAUAGAAAGAGCGAUAGACAAGUUGUCACGACGUCACGGCAUUCACAUCAAUGAAUACGACGCAAAUAACGGCGCUGACAACGCUAAACGACUCACCGGCAAGAAUGGAAUGCCACACAUACGCGACUUCACUGCGGGUGUUGCAAACCGAUGUUGCUCUGUACGAAUCCCACGGCAAGUGUCGGAAGACAAACGUGGAUAUUUGGAAGACCGCCGACCCGCUGCUAAUGCUGAUCCAUACCGUUUGAUUUCUAUUAUACUUAGGACAUGUAUAUUCGACGAAUAGAAAAAAAUGAUUUUUGAAAUCUAAGGAA